UAAUCAUGGACCUUGGUCAUUUUGGUCAAGACGUGAAAGGAACUGACUUACAAAUGAUGAGUAAUAACCUUACUCUAAUGUAUCGUCAAAUGAUUACCAAUUCACCAUGUCCACAACUCUUUUUUGGUAAGCCAUAUUGUACGGAAGUUGGACCCAAACCAGGUCAGGGAGCUAUUGAAAACAUCCCUCAUACUCCUGUCCACAUUUGGGUUGGUAGUAAGCCUAAUGAGAAUAACUGUAAAAAUGGUGAGGGUAUGGGAAAUUUCUAUUCAGCUGGUAAGGAUCCUGCUUUCUAUAGCCAGCAUGCAAAUGUAGAUCGCAUGUGGACAAUAUGGAAGACAUUAGGAGGAAAACGCAAGGACAUCAAAAAGCCAGAUUAUUUGAACACUGAGUUCUUCUUCUACGACGAGAAGAAAAACCCUUAUCUCGUGAAAGUCCGUGACUGUUUGGACAAUAAGAAAAUGGGAUAUCAUUUCCAAGCAAUGCCAUCUCCAUCAUUAUAA
Molecule: messenger RNA, 503 nt
Organism: Nicotiana attenuata
Lineage: Eukaryota; Viridiplantae; Streptophyta; Magnoliopsida; Solanales; Solanaceae
Product: polyphenol oxidase E, chloroplastic-like
Exons: 1
Coding region: 6-503 (165 amino acids)
Molecular function (GO): catechol oxidase activity
Source: RefSeq, a predicted model, not a curated record